This is a messenger RNA of Peromyscus californicus insignis, 3552 nucleotides long. Its product is annotated as RB1-inducible coiled-coil protein 1-like. Bases 1 to 3552 code for a protein of 1183 amino acids. The transcript has 25 exons. The record is from RefSeq and is a predicted model, not a curated record. Lineage: Eukaryota; Metazoa; Chordata; Mammalia; Rodentia; Cricetidae.
AUGCCCUACCACAGGCUAAAUUUUGAACUCGAGAUGCUUGAAAUGGAACACAAGCAGGUGAUGUCAGCUCUCCAGAAAUUGCCCAUGGAGAUUAGUGAUGCCUUGAACAAGUGCAAGGGGCUGAUUGAGGAGACGGAAUACUUUAGUUACCUCCAUGGCCGGUUCCUACAAGAGUGUAAUCACCUAAAGAAGAAUGUACGUACGUUGAUGAUCCAGAACAUACAGCUGUGGAAGGAGCAGAUUGAACUGCAAAAGACCUGUGAGGAGGUGAAGAAGCUCUUGAAGGAGGCCCAUGAGAAGAUCUGUGACCCCUGUGCUGAGCAGCUGCAGGUACAAGAAAACCUGGAGGAAAGACUGAAGGACAUGCUGAAGCAGAAGGAGCUGGUCACCCAGCAAAGGGACUUGGCAGAAAAGCUGCAACAUCACUUCAAUGUCUCUGAGAUGAGGUCAGAAAAUCUCCAGCCUGAGCUGGAACAUGUCACACCCCAGGAUGAGCGCCUCCUGCAGACAGAGCUGCUGGAGCAGGAGCAGAAAGUAUCACAGCUGAAUUUUGAGCUUGAGAUGCUUGAAAUGGAACACAAGCAGGUGAUGUCGGCCCUCCAGAAAAUACCCAUGGAGAUUAGUGAUGCCUUGGACAAGUGCAAGGGGCUGAUUGAGGAGACUGAAUCCUUUAGUUACCUCAAUGGCCGGGUCCUACGAGAGUGUUCUCAGCUAAAGAGGAAUGUACAUGUAUUGAGACUCCAGAACACACAGCUGUGGAAGGAGCAGAUUGAACUGCAAAAGACCUGUGAGGAGGUGAAGAAGCUUUUGAAAGAGGCCCAUGAGAAGAUCUGUGACCCCUGUGCUGAGCAGCAGCAGAACAGAUUCCCUCUCAUAGUUGUGCAGAGUGCUGUGUUCCUGAAAAGCACUGCAGGGAUUACUCGGGUGGCACCAUCCCAAUGCUCCACCUUCACUGAGCAGGAGCAGGAGCAGGAAAUGAAAAAACUAGAGAAACUCACCAUUCGUCUCCAUGAUAUGGAAUGUGAGAGAAAUGAGCUACGUGGAAUCCUGGCCAAUUACACAAACAAGUAUUUGAACAACAGGCUAAAUUUUGAACUCGAGAUGCUUGAAAUGGAACACAAGCAGGUGAUGUCAGGUCUCCAGAAAUUGCCCAUGGAGAUUAGUGAUGCCUUAAACAAGUGCAAGGGGCUGAUUGAGGAGACUGAAAUCUUUAGUUACCUCCAUGGCCGGUUCCUACAAGAGUGUAAUCACCUAAAGAAGAAUGUACGUGUGUUGACGAUCCAGAGCACACAGCUGUGGAAGGAGCAGAUUGAACUGCAAAAGACCUGUGAGGCGGUGAAGAAGCUCUUGAAGGAGGCCCAUGAGAAGAUCUGUGACCCCUGUGCUGACCAGCAGCAGGAGCAGGAAAACCUGGAGGAAACACUGAAGGACCUGCUGAAGCAGAAGGAGCUGGUCACCCAGCAAAGGGACUUGGCAGAAAAGCUGCAACAUCACUUCAAUGUCUCUGAGAUGAGGGUGAAUUUUGAGCUUGAGAUGCUUGAAAUGGAACACAAGCAGGUGAUGUCAUACCUCCAGAAAUUACCCAUGGAGAUUAGUGAUUCCUUGGACAAGUGCAAGGGGCUGAUUGAGGAGACUGAAUACUUUAGUUACCUUAAUGGCCGGGUCCUACGAGAGUGUUCUCAGCUAAAGAAGAAUGUACAUGUAUUGAGACUCCAGAACAUACAGCUGUGGAAGGAGCAGAUUGAACUGCAAAAGACCUGUGAGGAGGUGAAGAAGCUCUUGAAGGAGGCCCAUGAGAAGAUCUGUGACCCCUGUGCUGAGCAGCAGCAGGAGCAAGAGAGCCUGGAUGGAAGACUGAAGGACCUGCUGAAGCAGAAUGAGCUGGUCACCGUGCAAAUGGACUUGGCAGAAAAGCUGCAACAUCACUUCAGUGUCUCUGAGAUGAGGUCAGAAAAUCUACAGUAUGACCUGGAACAUGUCACAGCCCAGGAUGAGAGCCUCCUGCAGACAGAGCUCCUGCAGCAGGAGCAGGAAGUAUCACAGGCAAGGACUACUCGGGUGGCACCAUCCCAGUGCUCCACCUUCACUGAGCAGGAGCAGGAGCAGGAAAUGAAAAAACUAGAGAAACUCACCAUUCGUCUACAUGAUAUGGAAUGUGAGAGAAAUGAGCUGCGUGGAAUCCUGGCCAAUUACACAAACAAGGAUUUGAACAACAGGCUAAAUUUUGAACUCGAGAUGCUUGAAAUGGAACACAAGCAGGUGAUGUCAGCUCUCCAGAAAUUGCCCAUGGAGAUUAGUGAUGCCUUGAACAAGUGCAAGGGACUGAUUGAGGAGACGGAAUACUUUAGUUACCUCCAUGGCCGGUUCCUACAAGAGUGUAAUCACCUAAAGAGGAAUGUACGUGUGUUGACGAUCCAGAACACACAGCUGUGGAAGGAGCAGAUUGAACUGCAAAAGACCUGUGAGGAGGUGAAGAAGCUCUUGAAGGAGGCCCAUGAGAAGAUCUGUGACCCCUGUGCUGAGCAGCAGCAGGAGCAAGAAAACCUGGAGGAAAGACCGAAGGACCUGCUGAAGCAGAAGGAGCUGGUCACCCAGCAAAGGGACUUGGCAGAAAAGCUGCAACAUCACUUCAAUGUCUCUGAGAUGAGGUCAGAAAAUCUGCACCACAAGCUGGAACAUGUCACAGCCCAGGAUGAGAGCCUCCUGCAGAAAGAACUGCUGGAGCAGGAGCAGGAAGUAUCACAGGCAAGGACUACUCGGGUGGCACCAUCCCAAUGCUCCACCUUCACUGAGCAGGAGCAGGAGCAGGAAAUGAAAAAACUAGAGAAACUCACCAUUCGUCUACAUGAUAUGGAAUGUGAGAGAAAUGAGAUGCGUGGAAUCCUGGCCAAUUACACAAACAAGGAUUUGAACAACAGGCUAAAUUUUGAACUCGAGAUGCUUGAAGUGGAACACAAGCAGGUGAUGUCAGCUCUCCAGAAAUUGCCCAUGGAGAUUAGUGAUGCCUUAAACAAGUGCAAGGGGCUGAUUGAGGAGACUGAAUACUUUAGUUACCUCCACGGCUGGUUCCUACAAGAGUGUAAUCACCUAAAGAAGAAUGUACGUGUGUUGACGAUCCAGAACACACAGCUGUGGAAGGAGCAGAUUGAACUGCAAAAGACCUGUGAGGAGGUGAAGAAGCUCUUGAAGGAGGCUCAUGAGAAGAUCUGUGACCCCUGUGCUGAGCAGCAGCAGGAGCAAGAAAACCUGGAGGAAAGAAUGAAGGACCUGCUGAAGCAGAAGGAGCUGGCCACCCAGCAAAGGGACUUGACAGAAAAGCUGCAACAACACUUCAAUGUCUCUGAGAUGAGGUCAGAAAAUCUGCAACAUGAGCUGGAACAUGUCACAGCCCAGGAUGAGAGCCUCCUGCAUACAGAGCUGCUGGAGCAGGAGCAGGAAGUAUCACAGGCAAGUGAGCCACCACUGCAUUCCAACCCCUGCAACCAUGGCAUUCAUGGGGACUGGGGGCUCUUGACAUUGGCUUCCAAUGUGAAUAGACCUAAUUUUGUCUAG